GGAUUGAAACACGGCCACCAAAAGUUGUUGUUUUUUCGUGCCGUCGAGACGUUUCGGUUUGCUGAUUUUUUGUGCAUUCGAAGAGGAAACUAAGAUAUUUUCUGUGCUUCAGAAGAUCGGAGUUUCUAUCUGAAGCGGUGAAUAAAUCAAUCACAGCGGUGCCGUCGAUCCAAGGAGCAGAGAGGAGAAUUUAAAAGGAUCCUCUGCCAUGUCCGACUAUUUUGAGGAGCUGGGCCACGAGCCCACCGGUCCGGAGGGGGCCAACGACUUUGCCAAGCACUACCGCCGCCUGCAGGUGCUGGCCAUCAUGAACGGCAUCGACAUCGACAUAGAGGUGCCGGAGGCCUCGAAGCGCGCCGUCGCUGCGCUGCCUGUGCACAAGGUCCUGGAGGCCGAGGUGGGCGACGAUCUGGAGUGCGCGGUGUGCAAGGAGCCGGCCCAGGUGGGAGAGGUGUACAAGAUUCUGCCGUGCAAGCACGAGUUCCACGAGGAGUGCAUUCUCCUGUGGCUGAAGAAGACCAACUCGUGUCCCCUGUGCCGCUACGAGCUGGAGACCGACGACGUGGUCUACGAGGAGCUGCGCCGCUUCAAGCAGGACGAGUCCAACCGCCGUGAGCGCCAGGACAACCUCAUGAAUUCCAUGUUUGGUUAGAGAAAGUGCUGAAAUUGUCAUUUGGUUAAGGGAAAUAAAGAUUGGUAUGGUA
Molecule: messenger RNA, 704 nt
Organism: Drosophila pseudoobscura
Lineage: Eukaryota; Metazoa; Arthropoda; Insecta; Diptera; Drosophilidae
Product: E3 ubiquitin-protein ligase RNF181 homolog
Exons: 4
Coding region: 209-652 (147 amino acids)
Biological process (GO): protein ubiquitination
Cellular component (GO): cytoplasm
Molecular function (GO): ubiquitin protein ligase activity
Source: RefSeq, a predicted model, not a curated record